AUGGCUCUUGACGUUGGCCCCACAUCUCACUGCGCGCCCCCCUCGACGGACGCGAUCAUCUCGCCAUCUGACGAGCAGGCGAUCGGCGCUUCUCCUGUGGCGCGAUCGACUACCGCGACCACCUUGAUCACCCCUGCUGCGGCCGCGUCUACCCCGCCUUCGGUGGAGAUGUCGACCUCCGCGACCACUGCUACCUUGGCGACGGUGACAAUUGCUGCGUCCUCCCCCGCUACGGCUGAGGCAGCGAUCGUCGCGACCACACCGAUGCCGAUCGCCGCUUCGCCUGCUGUUGAGGAGGGGAUGUCUCCGGUGCUGGCUCGCACUGUCGAGGACAUAUCUGUUACUCCGACUGAGGAACUUUCUGCUGCGGCUGAGGCAGCGGCCGCCGCGACCUCCCCGGUGCUGUUCGCUGCUUCGCCUGAAGGGUUCUCCCCGGCUAUUGAGGAGGGAGUGUCUCCGGUGCUGGCUCGCACUGUCGAGGACAUCUCUGUGACUCCGGCUGAGGAACAUUCAACUGCGGCUUAG
Panicum virgatum (switchgrass) is the source of this 525-nucleotide messenger RNA. Its product is annotated as ice-structuring glycoprotein-like. The transcript has a single exon. Lineage: Eukaryota; Viridiplantae; Streptophyta; Magnoliopsida; Poales; Poaceae. Bases 1 to 525 code for a protein of 174 amino acids. The record is from RefSeq and is a predicted model, not a curated record.